This is a messenger RNA of Penaeus monodon (black tiger shrimp), 3317 nucleotides long. RefSeq lists its product as uncharacterized. The record is from RefSeq and is a predicted model, not a curated record. Lineage: Eukaryota; Metazoa; Arthropoda; Malacostraca; Decapoda; Penaeidae.
CAUUGUAUUGGAACCACAGUCAUUAUUCACGCCUUAGUUAACACUGUAAAGAAACGUGGUCUUUAGAAAAGUUAUAUAUCUCCAGAUGUUCGCUUUCAACUGAGCACAAAGAACCGCUUCCUUGCAGACACACUGGACCCCCAUUAAAAUAAUGGCGUCCAAAAGCACCGCGAAGCGCCAUCUGUUUUAUCGCCUGUAUGAAAUUUCCAAGAGCAUGAGUAAACUAGUGCUGCAGAAGGUGCUAGCAUGGGGAGCCCCCGGCUGGGCGCCCAGCAUGACCUUCCUGGAGUACCUGAUCGCGGUGAAGGGAGUCUCGAUGGUGCAGAUACGCAAAGGGUUUAAUCAGAGCCAGCGGAAAAAGAUGGAGAAGAUUUCAAUCCCGAACGACUUCGAUAUAUCAUUGCUGUGUCAGUGCAUAAAGUACGGGUGUGAUGGCCUCGCCCCGCCCGGAGACAGCAGGUGGGUGGAUUCGACAGACACCCUCGAACGCUACAUUACUUCCAUCAAAACCUUUCGGAAUGAUAUCCUCCACGAGGAGUUCAUCGUCAAUGAGCAUAACUUCAAUCUUAAAACAGAGAAGCUGAGAACUUUACUGAACAACACUGUCAAGGAAGCGGCAGUUGUAUAUAACAUAGAUGAGAUCCAUACCACAGACAUUCUGCAGAAGCUAAACACAGACAUAAACAAAAUCAGGGAUGAGCAUAUAGCUGGAUUUUGUAAAAGUACUUUGAACUUUGAUAGGCUGCUCGAUAUUGUCAAGAGUGAGGGCAAAUUAGAAUUAAAAAGAAAAUACAGGAACAUGUCUAAUAUUAAGCCACUGCCAAACUUACAUGAUAAACACCUGCAGGUAAGAGUGCGAGUGGACAAAGUCUUCACCCAGAUGCAAAUCAAACAAGAAAACUCUCGUUUUCAUGAAAACCAGAAGGAAUUCGUGACUUUUGAACACUUGCUAGAGUUGGUGGAGGAAAAACAAACUCAAAAUCACAAGAACAGCUCUGCUUUACUUGUCGAGGGUCCUGCAGGCGUUGGCAAAACAACGCUCAUCAGAAAGAUAAUAAGCGACUGGGCGUCAGGUGUCAGUACUAUGAAAAACCUCCAAGACUAUGACUUUGUCAUCGUGACUGAAGGCAGAGCAAGAGAAGUAGAUUCCCUUACCAGACUCGUACAGUCUCUUCUGUCGGAGACAAGUCGGAAAAUCCAGAAUGAACAGUUAAUGAAAUGCAUCCAAAAGAAUAAACUUCUGUUUAUCUUUGAUGGACUGGAUGAGCUCAAUCAGUCAUCAGAAGAAGUGCUCAGAGAUAUCUUAAAGUUAGGAGAAACCGACGAUAUUAUUGUUUUGUGCACAACACGAUCGAACAAAGUACCUGAUUUCAAGAGAUAUAUUCCUGACUGUUUUAAUGUAGCAUAUGUGAAGAUCAUAGGAAUAGCAGAAUGCAACCGGGAGGAAUUUGUGACAAAAUACUGCCGGGCCUUACAGACCGGAGGUGAAAAGAAAGACAUCUCAGGUCUUCUUCAGUACCUGCGAAGAAAAGACUGCCACAUGCAGACGCACUGGACGCUGGCCUUUAACUUAGUCCUUGUGUCAGUAUUGUGGUUUUUCAAUCCUGAUGCCGUAAACAGACUGACUACAACGGCAGAGCUCUACACGGCAACCCACGAACUGUGUUAUAACAAGCUAAAAGAGAGAUUACUCGAGACAUCUAAUAAUCUAGAUUCCAAUAUGAUUCAGAAAAGACUUUCAAUUUUUAUGAAGAGACUCCAAAAGGAGGCACUGAUCAGUCACUUCAUGGAUGAGAUUUUUUUGCCUGAUGAGUCAUUCAUACGACUUGAAGACACCUGUCAAUCCUUGGGUUUGCCUCACUUCGAGGUUCUCAGCUCCUUCCUGAACCAAAUCAACAUCUUGACAGAUACAGCUGAGAAAAAAUACAUCUUCCCUCAUAAAGGUCUACAAGACUUCUUCGGCGCACUGCAUAUCAGGGAAACUCUACUGGCUAGUGAACGGGAUCUUGACAUUCAGCGAGUACUGUCUGGCCUACAGACUCUUCUUGAAGACAUUGAAGUUCCACAGCUCAUCAGUGAGCGCAUUUUAGCAAAAAACACUGAACUACUGGAAGCGGCAAACGAAGAAUUAUCAGGGACGCCACGUUCUAUUAUGAGUGUUCUAGAAGAAACGGCCAAAGAAGUUACAAAGUAUAGUGGAAAUAAAAAACAAGCGAUGCCGGUAGAUAUAGCUAAAUGUCAGAACAUCAUUAUACACCUUACAGGACUUCUUCGCACAAAGGGCAAAACACUAAAGAAGACUAGGUGUGCUGAAUUAGUGAAUUUAUUAAAGGCCACAGGUAUAAGGGAGAGAUCUCACUGGCUUGGCCACCUACCGGACAUGAAGUGCGACGCAGAAAUCAGCAGACUCGUAGCAAAAGAAAUGAGUCUCUCAGGAUGGAUUGAAAUUACUGAGACCUGUACACAUGCUUAUUCCAUCGUUUUGGACCACGCUCAGCCAUCAGCUGUGGUCCUUGACAUUGAAGGGGAAACCGAAGGAGUCCGCUAUCUGGAGGACCUUUUGUUGGCAAUGGAAAAUAAGGCCUGGGAUGUUUACUUGAUUCUAAAAAACAGCUUCCGGGAUCCCAGAGAAUGUGGCAGUACCUUUGACAAAAAUCUUCAGCGCUUUAUUCAAAGGUCGUGCGCCCAAGUCAGGUGGUUCCGCGGGCACCUGAGCGGCGCGUCGGCGGCCGCGCUGCCGUCCUUCGUGGAGAGGCUGGAUCUGAUCGUGCGAGACAGCGACCACUACGGCGCGCUGCUGCCUUGGCUGUCCGAGCUCGCCACGCGGCUGCCUCGGCUGCAGGUGCUCUGGCUGCACGUGGCGGCUGAAGUAGACGAACGGCUGCUGCAGCCGCUGCCGGAGGACCUGCCACAGGUGAUCCUAACCCUUGACGGCGUGUCUGAGGCCACGGUCGAGUGGGCGUGUCGGGUCACCCGCGCGCUCCGGCCCCGCAGAGGGUACUUGGACCUGGUGUUUCCCGGCCUUUUGCAGCACACAGACGCCUUCGCCCAACUCCUGGAAGCCCUUGGCCGCGAGGGCGUGAGUGUAGAGAACGCCGUGCUCUCCUCUCCCGCCGCCGCCCACGAGGACAAGCAGCGGCUUCACGACCUCGUGCGCCGGCAGUUACGAUGCAAAUUUUCUGCCCGAGAGUCUGCGUCCCCACAGUGAAUCCGGAACUGCAGUGCUCUGCUCGCAGUUCGUCAAACUACGGAAGAAUUUGUGUCUGAAGGGAUGUCAACGUCUUCAGAUACAAAAAAUAAAAAUGACGUAGAUGGUC